CCUCAGUCUGCUGAAUCAAAACAAUGGCCGACUGGCUAACUAGCGUUUUGCCUUGUGUGCUCUUUUUAAGUGUUUAACAGAUUACCUUCACAGUCUCUGUUUACGGGGGUCUGACUGGGAUGGAUAGAUGAUUUAAUGAGUGUAUUUUGUAGGAAGUCAGCCAGCUGCCAAAAUGAGCGAUGUUGUGGAGAAGACCCUGACAGCUCUGCCGAGCCUCCUGUCUUUAGACUCCCAACCUGGAUCUGCAAAACUGUCCUCCACCUCAAAACUGGGAACCCUCAUCAGAGGAAUCACUGAGCUCACUUCCAAACAUGAGGAAGAGAAACUCAUUCAACGUGAACUGGCAUCUAUCAAAGAACAGGUGUCAUCCCCCAACACCUCCAUGAGGCAGAUGAAGGAGCUCAUGGUGAGAGCCAUCUACUGUGAAAUGUUGGGUUAUGAGGCUUCAUUCAGCUAUAUUCACGCCAUCAAACUGGCUCAACAAGGCACUGCUCUGGAGAAGAGAGUCGGUUACCUCGCUGUCUCCUUGUUUCUGAACGAAAGUCAUGAGCUGCUCCUUCUCCUUGUGAACACUGUAUUAAAGGAUCUUCAGAGCACAAACCUUAUUGAAGUGUGCAUGGCUCUAACUGUUGUCAGCCAAAUGUUCCCCAAAGAUAUGAUACCUGCGAUCCUUCCUCUGGUGGAAGAGAAACUCACUCACCCAAAAGAAAUCAUACGGCGAAAAGCUGUUCUGGCACUGUACAAAUUCUACCUAAUAGCACCGAAUCAAGUUCAACACAUCCACAACAAGUUUCGCAAAGCUUUGUGCGACAAGGAUCCUGGUGUUAUGACAGCCUCACUACACAUCUACUUACAGAUGAUCACGGAGAAUCCUGAAGGUUAUAAGGAUCUGGCAGCAUGUUUUGUGACCAUACUGAAGCAGGUGGUGGGAGGAAAACUGCCCAUGGAUUUUAAUUAUCAUAGUGUUCCUGCUCCCUGGCUUCAAAUCCAACUCCUCAGAAUAUUGUCCUUACUUGGAAAAAAUGACCAGAGCGCAAGUGAGAUCAUGUAUGAAGUCCUUGACGAGUCUUUACGAAGAGCAGAGAUGAACCAUAACAUCACCUAUGCAAUAUUAUACGAGUGUGUAAAAUGUAUUUACACAAUUCAUCCCAAAUCUGAACUUUUGGAAAAAGCUGCAAAGUGCAUCGGCAACUUUGUGCUGUCACCUAAGAUUAAUCUCAAAUAUCUUGGCUUGAAGGCCCUCACCUAUGUGGUCCAGCAGGAUCCUAAACUGGCCCUGCAGCAUCAGAUGACCAUCAUAGAGUGUCUAGAUCACCCUGACCUCAUCAUCAAGCGUGAGGUGCUGGAGUUGCUGUUUCGGAUUACUAACGCCCAGAACGUCACGGUCAUUGUUGAGAAGAUGCUGGAGUUUCUGAGCAUCAGUAAAGACGACUACACUACUAUUGACCUGGUGGGGAAGGUGGCAGAACUGGCAGAAAAAUAUGCACCAGACAAUGAAUGGUUCAUUGAGACCAUGAACACAGUGUUUUCAUUGGGUGGAGACACGAUGCAGCCUGACAUCCCAAACAAUUUCCUUAAACUGCUUUCUGAGGGAUUUGACAGUGUGGAGGAGGACAGGAAGUUGAGGCUAUUUGCUGUGGAUUCAUAUGUUUCUUUGCUGCAAGGAGAGCCUGGCAAACUGCCGCAGCGCUUCCUACAAGUCAUCAGCUGGGUCCUCGGCGAAUACUCUCAUUUGAUGGAGGAACUGGAACCAGCCGCGGUGCUGAGACUUCUGGCCAAACUGUUGGACAUGAAGCACACCAGCAGUGAAACAAAGAGCUGGGUCCUCAUAGCAAUGACCAAGCUCUGUGAGGGCGGGGCAGGUGUUUCUGUGGCUCAGGAGGUUUGUGAAACAUACAGCAGCUCCAUGGACACUGUGCUGAGACAGAGAGCUCAGGAGCUGCAAUACCUCAGCCACAACUCUGAACUACGAGCCAAGGUGCUGCCUCGAGAUGCUCACAUGGAGCCCCUGGAGGUGGACUCCUCUUUAUCAUUUCUGGAUGGAUUUGUGUCCGAGGCGUUGGCGGCCGGUGCUGCUCCAUACAAGCCUCCCCAUCAACGGCAAGAGGAACUAGCCCAGGCAAAAGCGUUGAGCCUGGAGCCCUACAGCCUGUCCCUGCCUAUUAGCAUGUCCUCCUGCAGCAUAGCCGACAGACAGUCUCCUACGCUGCUGUCCAUAAGCUCCGGUCUGUCAGGCGAUAGCACCGACAUCUCGCACAAAGGAGGCUCCACGACUCUGAAUCUGGAUGGAGUGAAGAGGGUGUGGGGGAGGGAGGGCUAUCUGGCCCAUAAGGAACCUGUGGAGGAAACUGCCCAGGUUGAGGUUCCCAGUCCAGUCCAGUCACCCAGCCAGCAGAAGGAGGCUGACAGCUCAGAUAGUCAGACUCAAACUCCAAUACCAACCCCUGAGCCAGAGCAAGAGAAAAAGCAGCUGGCUUCUUCGCUGUUUGUCGGCCUGAGUUCCCAAAGCUCUGCGUGUUUGAUGGGAAAGUCUGAGCCAACGCCCCAGAGGUUCAGAAGAAAAGCCAAAGGUCAGGGUUCAUCCGCUGGUGUCAGCGAGCAAAUACCCAACUCCCUCGUCACGUCUCCCAGCACGGUGGAUAACUUGCUGUGUAACAACCUACUGGACUCCAACAUCGCCUCUGAAACGGACGUUUCCUCACCCAAACAGACAUCCCAACUCGCUCAGGGCCUCACCACUGCUAAUGGCACCUGUGAUGUAGAAGGGGAACUAACAGACAGUAACAUAAAGGGAACUAAGCCCUCUCUCAUCAGGGAUAACGGUAUGGUAGCUGCUGAUCCUGCUCCACUAAAAGACCCAGACGGACCUAAAGACUCAUAUCUCAGUUCCCAUCUUCCUGCAGAGCUCUCUGGGCUGUCUUGCUCAGAAAUCACUCCUCUGUGCUGCAACCAAAGUCUGGAUCUUUCAGCCUGUCAUGUGCAGAAAGAGGACUCUUUAGUGCUAGUUGUUUUUAUGACCAACUCCUCUGACUCUGACAUUCAACAGAUACUACUACAGUUUGAUUCAGAAGAACUUGAGGUAUCCUGUGUGUCUGACAGCCCAGUGGAGGAGGUGAGAAGCCACAGUGUAGCGGUGUGUCAGUAUUCCCUGACUGUGAAGAGGCCUUCCGUUCAUGUUGAAGUAGCCGGGUCGGUGUCUUUCCACGUUCCUGUCGGGACACCUCAGGCAGUGCAGUUCUCAUACAAACUGCCUUUAACCAACUUUGUCAGACCUUUGGCGGUGUCCACAGAGGAGUACGGGACAAUGUGGCUGGCCUUCUCUCAUGAUACGAAGCAGAACCUGAGACUCAUAAAUGAUGUCCAAGAACCUCUCACAGCCACGCUGAAUGUGCUGAAGAAGAAACUUCAGCUUCAUGUUGUGGAGAUCAUAGGGAUGGAAGGUAUUGUAGCUUGCCGGCUCCUCCGGGAUCAGCCAUGUCUGAUGCACUGCCGCGUGCAUGCGGACACGCUGGCCGUGUGGCUGCGCUCUCCAGUCCCCGACCUGCCCGACUGCCUGCUCUACCACUGUCAGAGAGCUUUACAGGAGCACUGAGCCCCGACUGCAACACCUGCACUGACACCAUCAAGCGACACAACCACCGGACUGAAGAGGAAGGUACACAGAGCGUCUGAUGGUGUGCGUUCUCAUCUUUACAUUACAGUGUUAACCAUUUGUUGUUCACUUCCACAAUACGUUAUUCAGCAUGAUUUGGGUUUUUUUUUGUCCAUAAAUGAUUGAUUUUUAACAGUUGACAGAAUACUUAAUGGCUGGUAAAAACCUCAAGGCCAAAAGAUGAUGUAUUUAAACUCUUGUGGGUGUUUGAUGUUUCAGAGAAACACUAAUGUCUUAAAAUGAUGACAGGGCUCCAUAAUGACUUGAAAAUUUCAAUUUAAAGCAUUUUUUUGUGAAUGGAAUGGAUAUUACAUAUGAUAUUCUCUGUAUAAGGUGAAAACCAUGAAUUUCUAGUUAUUUUUUCACAGAGAGAUUAUGUCCUGCUUAAUUUAGACAAAGACAUAAAGGUUGGUCUCAGGUUUUCAUUUAUCAUCUUAAAAACACUUUAUUGCUGUCACCAGUUAAAACUGUUUCUAUCUUCAAGUUCAUUAAAACUGAUUGAAAUGGAAAACAUAGCACCAACUCUGACAUUGGAUUGAUUCAUUAUCAGACGUUUUGGGAGAAGCACAGAGAAGAAAAUACUGGUAUCUUUCAGGAGUACAACACUUCUGUCUGUUAUGGACUUGGUUUUAGUAUUAGCUCAACUUUAACUCAACAUCUUACAUGAGAAUAGUUUGACUUGAAUCUAACAGUGAAGGUAAUGUCCAUAUUGUCCAUUUCUCAUGUGCUAAAUUCAGUUCUCCGUGUUUUGCAGAUGCUGCAUUCUGUGUAAUAUGAUUAUCUAUGCACUCAUGUUUCUGGUUUGUCAGUCAGAUGAAAGGUGGAUUUUAGUGUUUUUUGAUUAUUAUAUUUUUGUAUAAAUGCAGUAUUGAAGAAAAACAUAUUUAUUGGAUUUAUAUUCUUACUGAAAAUAUUUUAUAUUAGUUUCAUUUAAAGGCAAAAAAAAAAAAAUCAUUGUGCUUCAUGUACUGUUUGACUGUGUUGCCAGAUUUGGUCUUCAGUUUGUCCGACUUGUCUCAGCCUGUUAUUUAAUUGAACCUGAAGGGAAAGUUUGGUUUUUUUUUUUUUUUUUUUUUUUUUGCCUGUGUCCUGAUUUGAAGUGCAGCGUGACGCUAACAAUGUGUCUAAACUUUAACCCAACGCCUUAUGUGCUAAUGCCAGGGUGGCGUGUUUGAUUUGUGCCUGUGGUACAGAGAAAAAAAAUCAUUGUUUCAUAGAGUGCCUGUCACUACAUUCUCCUAACUUAUGAAUAAAUUCAACACAUGUAAAUUAA
Thunnus maccoyii (southern bluefin tuna) is the source of this 4925-nucleotide messenger RNA. It is a transcript of the gene ap4e1, whose product is annotated as adaptor related protein complex 4 subunit epsilon 1. Gene Ontology annotation, biological process: intracellular protein transport; receptor-mediated endocytosis. Gene Ontology annotation, cellular component: membrane coat; AP-4 adaptor complex. Gene Ontology annotation, molecular function: cargo adaptor activity. The coding region runs from base 173 to 3592 and encodes 1139 amino acids. Lineage: Eukaryota; Metazoa; Chordata; Actinopteri; Scombriformes; Scombridae. The transcript is spliced from 21 exons. The record is from RefSeq and is a predicted model, not a curated record.